AACCAAUUUCCAAAGACUAGCUUGCUUCGAAAUGGACAGACGCAAUAUCAUGAGUGGUAGAUCUAUGCAUUCUAUUUUGGUUGGGCUUUUUUGCCUGGCCAUUGCCUCCGCUAUUUGUUGUUCAAGUGUUGGAAGCUCCUACUUUAUUAGGAGGUGCUUGGAGAGUGAAAGGCAUGCCCUUCUCCAGUUUAAACAAGACCUUGUGGAUGACUCCAAUGCUCUUGCCUCUUGGGAAAACAUGAAAGAUUGCUGCAAGUGGAGAGGAAUAGCGUGCAACAACCAAACAGGUCAUGUCACCACUCUUGAUUUCUCCUUUAGUUAUGAUCCAUAUCUCAAUUCUACUGAAGUUCCUUUAAGAGGUGAAAUGAGUCCUUCACUACUUGAAUUGCGAUAUCUAAGUUACUUGGACCUCAGUUAUAAUGAUUUUGGAGGAAUGAUCAUUCCCAAGUUCAUUGGCUCUUUGAGUCAAUUGAAAGAACUAAAACUUGCAGAUGCUAAUUUCAGUGGACCUGUUCCUCCCCAACUUGGAAACCUCUCUAAUUUGCACACUCUUGAUCUUUCCUGGAACGAACUUGUUAGUUCUGAAAGUAUUGAGUGGUUAUCUCAUCUUUCUUCUUUGAGAUACCUGAACAUGUCAGACGUAGAUUUGUCUAAGGUUGUGAAUUGGCCACAAUCUUUAAGCAAGCUUACUUCACUGAUAGAGCUUCAGUUGUUAGUGUGUCGUCUUCCUGAUGUCAAUCUAAGAUCACUUUCCUUUAUUAAUUCUUCCACCUCUCUUCAAGUUCUUGACCUCUCUUCUAACUCUCUCAAUUCUUCAGUAUUUCAUUGGAUAGCCAAUGUCAGCAACAACUUUGUCAAUAUUCAAUUAUCGUCAAAUCUAUUAAAAGGUCCCAUCCCAGAUGUCUUUACAAGCAUGCUUUCUCUAGUAGCACUAGAUUUGUCUUAUAAUCAACUUGAAGGUGGGAUACCAGAAGGCUUUCAAAACUUAUGCAGCUUAGAGUCGUUGACCUUACUGUCAAACAGUUUGUCUGAAAACAUUAUAGACUCUAUAAAAACCUUGUCUUGUGCUGAGAACACACUCGAGACCUUGAACUUGAGAGAAAACCAGUUUUGGGGGUCAUUGCCAAAUUUGAAACGUUUUUCAAAGUUAAGAGAGUUAGAUCUUUCCAGUAAUCAACUAAAUGGGUCUCUACCGGAGAGUGUCGGGCAACUCUCUAGCCUUGAACAACUAUUUCUCUCCGAGAAUUCUUUAACUGGUGUCAUAACAGAAUCUCAUUUUCUAAACCUCUCUCGUUUACAGAUGUUGAGUCUUUCCGAUAAUCGUUUCUCUAUCAACCUCAGCUCUGAUUGGAAUCCACCAUUUCAACUUAGUGGUGCGUUAGACAUGUCCGGCUACAAGUUGGGCCCAGCUUUUCCCAAAUGGAUUCUAACACAGACAAAUCUUACUAGGCUUUAUCUCUCUAAUGCUGGACUAUCAGGAUUAUUACCUAAUAAGUUUUGGGAUCUAUGUUCUGGCUUAGUUUAUUUAAAUCUCUCUAUGAAUCAAAUCCAUGGGAAAGUGCCGAAUCUGUCAACAACAAGCUUGUUUCGUGUUGACUUGUCUUCUAAUCUACUUUCUGGUGCAGUUCCAUCAAUACCUCGGCGGCUUAGCAGGUUGGAUCUCUCGAAAAACCUGUUUUCAGGACCCCCGUCUUCCUUGUGUACAACACUUACACUACCCCCUUCAAACUUGUAUGCCCUCGACCUUUCUGAGAACCUACUGUCAGGGGAGCUUCCUAAUUGUUGGAUCCAAUUUCAAAAUUUGGAACAGUUGAAUUUGGGAAGGAAUAAAUUAUCUGGGAUGAUACCAAGCUCGUUAGGCAGUAUACAGGGAAUUGCAGUAUUGCGUUUAAAUCGAAAUAACUUUUCAGGAGAAUUGCCUUCUUUAGAGAACUGUACCAGCUUAGUGAUGGUUGACCUUGGUGACAAUAACCUGUCGGGAAAGAUACCAACAUGGAUUGGCCAAAGCCUAAUAGACUUGACGAUUCUACAUUUACGGUCAAAUGAGUUCAAUGGAUCCAUACCCUCCUCCCUGUGCGGUCUAGCCGCCAUUCAUGUUUUGGAUCUCUCUCACAACAAUAUUUCAGGAGGCUUGCCACAUUGCUUCAAUAACAUAUCAGUGUUGGCUAUUAACUCUCUAUAUUCUACAUUUAUUAUGGAACUUGUGUGGAAAGGAAUAGAAAUUGAGUUUGGGAAAAAUCUUUUGGGUAUGAGAAGCAUUGACAUUUCGAGCAACUAUUUGAUCGGGGAAAUUCCGCAAAGUAUAGAGAGCAUGACAGAGUUGAUUUCUCUGAACCUGUCAAGAAACUAUUUAACGGGAAAGCUUCCUGAAAACUUUGGUAACAUGAAGAUGUUGGAAUCUCUUGAUUUGUCAAGAAAUCAGAUAUCUGGUAAAAUUCCUGCGAGUUUUUCAAGAUUAAAUUUCCUUGGGGUAUUGGACGUUUCACACAACCACUUGUCAGGAAGAAUUCCACUAAGCACACAACUUCAGAGUUUUAAUGCUUCUGCAUAUAUGGCAAAUCUUGGACUUUGUGGACCACCGUUAACACAAAUUUGUCCAGGGGAUGGAACAGCUCAAGAUGAUGGAAUUACGAGAGGCAGUGACACUGAUAACAAGGAACAUGAUACUGAUGGUCUCAUAAGUCUGGGAUUCUUUAUCAGUACAGCUCUGGGAUUUGUCACAGGAUUUUGGGUGGUAUGUGGCAGUUUACUGCUUAAGAGUUCUCGGAGAUAUGCCUAUUUCAAAUUCCUGGAUGAUUCAAGAGACUGGGUUUAUGUGAAAACUGCUGCGCACAGGGCAAAAAUGGAGAGGAGACUUCAAAGAUGGAUGGUCAUGAGCUUCUGGCAUGGCGUUUGAUGGAAUGAGCCUAAUUACUGUGUAGCUCAAAAUUCAAGGCUUAAUGUGGGAUCUUUAGAGAUGUCUUUAAUUUUCCUUGCAGCGAGAAAUAUUAUCGUGCUUUAUUUCUGUUGACAGAUCUGUAUAAUUAAUGGGCUAUAUAUGUAUGGAUUAAGGCCAUCCAAGUAUGUGUGUCUUUUUAAAUUCUGAUUCUUGGCUUCUUGUAAUAUGCUCCUAGCAGCAAUUAAAGUUUCAUUCCAGAACAUUUGAA
Rosa chinensis is the source of this 3146-nucleotide messenger RNA. Its product is annotated as receptor-like protein EIX1. The coding region runs from base 32 to 2896 and encodes 954 amino acids. The record is from RefSeq and is a predicted model, not a curated record. Gene Ontology annotation, molecular function: protein binding. The transcript is spliced from 3 exons. Lineage: Eukaryota; Viridiplantae; Streptophyta; Magnoliopsida; Rosales; Rosaceae.